Molecule: messenger RNA, 1174 nt
Organism: Fragaria vesca subsp. vesca
Lineage: Eukaryota; Viridiplantae; Streptophyta; Magnoliopsida; Rosales; Rosaceae
Exons: 1
Coding region: 71-709 (212 amino acids)
Biological process (GO): defense response to other organism
Source: RefSeq, a predicted model, not a curated record
UAUAACUUAGCCCUCUAAACCUCAUCUCUCUCUGACUUUUGAGUUCUCCAAUCUCUCUUCAUUUUAGCAAAUGUCUCAAGCCCUCUCGAAAUCUCCUAAACACUGUGGCGAUAAGCAAGGACUGAAAAUUAACAAGCACUGCAAGAAGCUAUUUGCAGCAUUCUCUACACUAUUCACUACAAUCCUCUGUUUAAUACUACUUGUCUGGCUUAUUCUACACCCCACCAAGCCUCAGUUCUCUCUCAAAGAAGCUGGUAUCUACCUCCUCAACCUCUCCGGAAGCAAUAACCUCCUCAACUCCUCCGUCCAACUCACCCUGCUUUCCAAGAACCCCAAUCAAAAAGUUGGCAUUUACUACGACGAGCUCAAAGUAUAUGCUCAAUACAAAGGCCAACAGAUCACAGUUUACACAUCUCUGCCUCCUUUCUACCAAGGACAUGAAGACAGCAAUCUCCUCACAGUUUCUUUGAUUGGAAAUGGUCUGCCUGUGGCUCCCUCUUUCGGUUAUGAAGUGGGACGUGAUCAGACGGCUGGGAGACUUGUAUUGAAUCUCAAAGUGCUCGGACGACUAAGGUGGAAGGUAGGGACUUGGGUGUCCGGGAGAUACAGAGUGAACGUGGAUUGCGUUGCUGUUAUGGCUUUCGGUCCUUCUCUCCCAUCAGGGCCACUCACUACUAGGCAGGGGACUCAGUGUUCUACCACUGUCUGAACUGCCACUACUAACAUGAACCACGGUGAUGACUAGCUUACUUUACUGCCUAGAUUGAGUUGUUCAUUUUGCUUGUACUAGCUAGUCUGAAUUUGAUUGCUUGGUGUUGAGGUAUGUUAUGCUGAUUGAAAAUUAUAGGACUUAGGGUAAUGAUCAUGUACAUAAGUGAAAAUGAAAAGGGUGUUUGCAACUUGUAUUGUGAAAUCUUAUCUUCUUAAGUUCUAGCAAUAGAAAGUGGGUGAGGAAAAGAUUGGUGUUGUUCAUGUUCUUGUAGAUUUCCAGUAAUGUGUUCUAAUCUUUUGAGAAGACAAGGAUGAAGAUUGAAAGAUGAGGAUUGUGUGUGUUCAUCCCCUUUUCCCAGUAUGGUUGUUGUUGUUGUUUUGUGGGCAGGAGGAGAAAGUGAAAGAGAUAGAUAUUGACGGAUAAAGACAUAAAAGAGGUAAUGAUAGGUGAGAUGCCAACCAG